AUGGAACUACCGACAAGAUGGGAAGUGGAAUUAGAAUUUGUCCAAGCUUUGGCUAAUUUACAAUACUUGAAUUUCCUUGCCCAAAAUAAAUACUUGGAAGAUGAACAAUUUUUACAAUAUUUAAAAUAUCUUGAAUAUUGGAGGAAACCAGAAUAUUCUAAAUACUUGGUAUAUCCAAAUUGUUUACAUAUAUUGACAUUACUACAGAGUGAACAGUUUAGGCAACAAAUCCUAAGAGCUGAUGUAGCUGGUGUGAUUAUGAAUGAUAUGGUUCAUAGAUGGAAAGAACCUCAAUUAACAUUUGCUCCUACACCUUUAAAGAAUGAAGAGACUCAAAAUGGUACAGCUAAUGAAGAACAAGGACAAUCACAACUACCACAAGGACAGUCGCAGUCACCACAGGCACAGCAACCACAGGAGAAUCAACAAGAAACUCAACAGCCCCCAAUAACGGCAAAUUCAAAUACAACUACAACAACUUCAAGUACGCAAAGUUAA
Messenger RNA from Hansenula ciferrii, 498 nucleotides. It is a transcript of the gene SOH1, whose product is annotated as mediator complex subunit SOH1. The record is from RefSeq and is a predicted model, not a curated record. Gene Ontology annotation, biological process: regulation of transcription by RNA polymerase II. Lineage: Eukaryota; Fungi; Ascomycota; Saccharomycetes; Phaffomycetales; Wickerhamomycetaceae. The coding region runs from base 1 to 498 and encodes 165 amino acids. The transcript has a single exon. Gene Ontology annotation, cellular component: mediator complex; core mediator complex. Gene Ontology annotation, molecular function: transcription coregulator activity.